Messenger RNA from Ictidomys tridecemlineatus (thirteen-lined ground squirrel), 2489 nucleotides. NCBI's taxonomy places the organism in Eukaryota, Metazoa, Chordata, Mammalia, Rodentia, Sciuridae. The record is from RefSeq and is a predicted model, not a curated record.
GGGAACCCAGGCCCAGGGUCAGCACAGGAGGCAGGGGAGGCCAGCCCCUUGGAGGGCAGCCAGCAUUGCUUGGAGGGUCAGUCUGGGUGGCAGGAACAGAGGUUGACCCAGAAGGGCAAGAAGAGGGGCCGGGGAUGGCGACCUGGAGGGAGUGGGUCUGAGGACUCCUUGGAGGAGCUGGGCCUGGUGAUAGCAGGGGACCUGAGUGGAGAUCAGGAUCCCAGUGCACUGUACGCGGAACUCAGUGGGAACUGGGCCUUCGGGGCUACAAAGCCAAGAGGACUGCACCCCCAAACUGGGGUACAGUGGAUCUGCUGGAACACCAAGGAAGACAACAGCAGAGUCCCCGACUUAGUGGCACUACUGGCUGUGAGAGACAGGCCCGAGGAGGAACUGUGGACAGGACAUAUUGGGGAGUCGGUUGUGGUAAAAUCAGAGCCGAGAAAAGAGGAAGUAGACAGACAACCCAGAGUUCCUGGCCACUGCGGUGUACACCGACCCCUGGGACCCUGCGCCUUGGAGGACAGGUUAAAAACCCCUCGUGUGAUCGAAGUCGCUGAGUUGAACCGACAAGAAAGAAAAGAAAGAGGCCCUUCCCCAAAUUGUCAUUUAUGUGCAAGGACACAUCCGGAACCCGCGUGAAAUUGUGGAGGAGGGAGGCUUGGGGUGGACGACAGCCAGAGUCCUGAGGAAGUCAAGGGGACAGGAACCUUCUGGAAUGCAUUUGCACUUGGCUGAGUCAGAGAACCGCCCCAAGGAGAAGAAGUCUCCGGGUGGCCUCCGAUGACAGCGAAGAAGGCUCCCGGUGGCCUCCUGGACCUGGCUCAGGAGUGGAAGGAAACACGUGGGAGGGCGGGGCUCACAGAACCCACACAGGUGGCCAAGGUCAAUGCCCCGGCGCCCAUUCGGAGAAGAAAUCUGGUUGUGGGGCUUCUACCCAGAAGGAUGUGCCAGAAAGCAAGAGGGGCUCGAGGAGGCCAAGGGCCGGCAGCCCUGCUGGCCACAAGUCGACUGGUGGGAAGAAGACGCAUCUGGGGCGGGGAUGCUCCCCAAAAGCUGCUAGUGGGACCCACAGACGUCAGGACAGGGAGCUGACCUUGCCAUGCAGACCCAGCUGGCCACCGUGCAGACCCAGCUGCUCCUCUCUCCGUCUCCUUGCUGCGUCCCUCCCUCCCUUCCUGGCCUCUAGUGCACCUGACCUGGCCCCAGUACUACAUUGUUUACCCAGCUGCAUUCUCUAGGGCUGCCCUCACCCUGAUCCUGGACCUCGGCCUCCCCCCAUCCCACAAGGGUCCCCGCCUGCCUAGUCCCAGGCUCUGUCCCGGUCUCCACCCAAUGGUGUCUCUCCACGAAUCGCCCUCAGCCCCCUCCAGCUCUGCCCUCGUGGCAUCCCAGAGCCACCCACCCCAUCGGCCCUCACCCUGGUGCCCACCUGGGUCUUCACCCUGCAUUGUGCCCUCCAGCCCUCUAGGUCCAGUUCACACUUGUCCCCAAAGACCUCUAUCCAGGCUUUGCCCGGGGCCUCUGCUCUGGCCGUCAGCCUGAUAGGCCUUUACUCCCAUCUGAUUGCAGCCUCAUCUGACUCACGGUCAAGCACCGCAGCUACCUGGCUGCCAGAGGGCUCCUGGGAGAAGUCACAUCUGACCUCUGGUCAAGCCACUCCAUCUCCAAAUCCUCGAAAGACUUCUUCCUUUGUCCCCGCAGUUCAAAGCCCAAGAUCUUAUAACUAUCUGCUCUGUCCAACCGGGUAGCCAGACUUCCCUGCAGGGGCGUAAUUUGAACUUAACUGUAAUUAACUUUCCUCAAAUGUCACACUCCCAGGGAGGGUGCCCCGACCACCCUAUUAACAGUGCAACCUUUUCCGCAGCUCCUCGCUGGACCUUCAGAGUCGGGCUGCUCCCUGCGCACGGACUUGUUCUCAAUGGCACACCAGUGAUGCUUGUCAGGGAGUUUGAUAGAGAAUUGGUGACAGGGUACUGCUGUCAGCGGGUGCAACAAGGGCAAGGGCAGGUUGCCAGAGGUUAGUAACUGCGGCUAGAGGGGCCUAAGGGGAAUGCUGCCACUCUGCUGCCCAGGUCCCCUACACAGAGCCCAUCUGCUGAGGACAGUCCCAGGAGCUCGCAGCCCACCCCUGUGGCUCCCCCAUGGAGCAGCCUCCAGAUGGCGACCCCCUCCUCCUGCUUUCCACCCUCAGCGCCCCCUCCACACACAGCAGCCCCUGGCAAAGGGCCCUGGCAGUGGCUGUGGGGUCCUGCCCGCACCAGGGCAGGUGGGCAUGGAGGGGAGGGGCAGCAGAACCCCUCAGGUCCAGCUCCCCAGGUGGAAUGGGGUCUACCCUGUCCUUGUCUGUCCCAGCCCCAACGCUAUGUGUGGGAGGCCAACCUUAUGGAUGACUGAGUUACACUCCCCAGCUGGGUGCUGAGGCGCUCAGUCACAGAAAUGGGUUUGUCUUGCUACAGCCCCAUGGGUGGAGCUAUGCUCACCUGUUC